UCAGCUUUGAUUUGUGCAGCUAGGUCAAAUGGCAUUCAUUUCUGGUAAUACUUUAAUAAUAAUAAUUGAUUACCACUAGAACCUAACUCAGCAACCCGAUUUGAUAUAUUUUUCAUCGGUGAGAAGAAGUAUACAGUAAAAAAAUGGCGAUGAUGAAGAAGAGAUUUGAAGGAAAAGUUGCUAUAGUUACAGCUUCAACACAAGGGAUUGGUUUCAGCAUAGCGGAACGACUUGGUUUAGAGGGAGCUUCUAUUGUCAUCUCAUCUCGCAAACAGAAAAACGUAGAUGAAGCUGUAGAGAAGCUAAAAUCUAAAGGAAUUGAGGUUUUUGGGGUUGUUUGUCAUGUAUCAAAUGCUCAACAUAGGAAGAAUCUCAUAGACCAAACUAUUCAGAAAUACGGUAAAAUCAAUGUUGUUGUAUCCAACGCUGCUGCCAAUCCAUCUGUAGAUCCCAUUUUGGAAACUAAAGAAAGCAUUCUUGAUAAGCUCUGGGAGAUCAAUGUCAAGGCAUCUAUACUUAUCUUACAGGAUGCAGCACCUCAUUUGGAGAAAGGAUCUUCGGUUGUGUUUAUUUCUUCUAUUACAGCUUAUCAGCCAUCUGCAUCGAUGGGAAUGUAUGGGGUCACCAAAACUGCUCUUCUAGGUCUCACUAAGGCCCUUGCAAUCGAGAUGUCCCCGGAUACCCGAGUGAACACUGUUGCUCCAGGAUUUGUACCCACACACUUUGCCGACUUUCUUACCAAAGAUGAAAACGUGAGGAAAGAAAUUGAGCAGAGGACCCUGCUAAAUAGGCUCGGAACAACAGAAGACAUGGCUUCUGCAACCGCUUUUCUGGCAUCCGAUGAUGCUUCUUACAUUACAGGUGAGACCCUGGUAGUGGCAGGUGGAAUGCCUUCAAGACUUUAGGAGUUUAUUGAAAUUUGAACUUCAUUAGGAUCUCGCUCUGAGUUGCAAAGUCUCUUAUUCUCUUGUUUGUACAUCAAGUUCCAGCUAAAUAAAUGAAUCCACUAUUUGAUAAUGCGUCAACAAAAUUAUUCCACAAAUCAGAGAUAAAGUAAUUGAGUGAAGUUCAUUUAUAUA
This is a messenger RNA of Papaver somniferum (opium poppy), 1079 nucleotides long. RefSeq names its product tropinone reductase-like 3. Gene Ontology annotation, molecular function: oxidoreductase activity. The record is from RefSeq and is a predicted model, not a curated record. The coding region runs from base 144 to 905 and encodes 253 amino acids. Lineage: Eukaryota; Viridiplantae; Streptophyta; Magnoliopsida; Ranunculales; Papaveraceae. The transcript has 6 exons.